AAUUUGACUGCGUGUGAACAGGGGCGAAAUGAACGUAAAGGCAACACACAAUGAUUUGCUCGUUUGUUUCAGUUAACGAUUUUAUUCAUUUCCACCGACCAAAGAGCUCAAGGAGUUAUACUGAACCAAAUGGCUCGCGUUGUUUGUUAGCAAGCGAAUUGUGAGCAGCAAAUCAUUGUUCCUCGAUAGCUGUUGAGCUAGCCAGUCUGCUAACGUUUCGCAUUUGUGUUAGCUCCAGACAGAAGCAAUGCCCAGGUAACUGUCAUCAAUGCAUUCGACACCUAGCGUUGUGUGACACUGUCAGUCUCCCCACCAUGAAACUGGUUCGCCUCCUGUGUCGUCACAAGACUGCUCUGGCAAUUGCAGGAGUCUGCCUAUUUGCUGUAGUCGUCCUCUUCCUCGCCAAGUGUACCUCCGAGACCCUGAAACAGGGCCAGGUUGACCCUCCAGGCCUAGCACCCCACGCUGCCCACUCCCGGCCCAGAGCAGAGCACCCAAAGCCCCCCUCACGCCCCAAAGACCUCUCAGCCUUCCUUGUGGUCCUCAUCACCACAGGACCCAAGUACACAGAGCGGCGGAGCAUUAUCCGCAGCACAUGGCUGACUAAGAAGGACCCGGAGGUUCUAGCUAUGUUUGUGGUGGGAACAGAGGGUCUACCGGCCGAGGAUAUGCAGAGCCUCAACACAGAGCAGGGCCGACACAAAGACCUGCUCUUACUCCCCGAGCUGCGGGACUCGUAUGAGAACCUGACCCUGAAGCUGCUGCACAUGUACUCCUGGCUGGAUCACAAUGUAGACUUUAAGUUUGUUUUAAAAGCAGAUGACGACACCUUCGCUCGCCUGGACCUGCUAAAGGAGGAGCUGAAGACUAAAGAACCCAGCCGGCUGUACUGGGGGUUCUUCUCAGGCUGCGGUCGUGUCAAAACUGCAGAGAAGUGGAUGGAGUCUGCUUGGGAGCUGUGUGAUUACUACCUACCCUACGCCCUGGGUGGAGGCUAUCUGCUCUCCUGCGACCUAAUCCACUACGUGCGCAUCAACGCUGCCUUCCUCAAGGUGUGGCAGAGCGAGGACGUGUCGCUCGGGGCUUGGCUGGCCCCCGUGGACGUCAAACGGACGCAUGACCCACGCUUCGACACGGAGUUCAAGUCAAGGGGCUGUAGUAAUAAGUACCUGGUGACCCACAAGCAGAGCCUGGAGGAUAUGUUAGAGAAACAGCAGACACUGCAGAGAGAUGGGAGGUUGUGUAAAGAAGAGGUUAAACUCAGACUGAGUUAUGUAUACGACUGGAGCGUCCCGCCAUCCCAGUGCUGCCAGAGGAAGGAUGGAGUACCCUGAUAACCCCUGACCCUGUCCAUCCUCACCAAUGUUUCCCCAGGCAGUAUGGUGUUCUCCCUCAGCCUUGCUCUGCCGUCGUCCCCCACCUCCCCUCUUGUUCUGUUGCCCCUCAACUAAAACAUUUGUUGCCUUCAGUUGACAUCCAUAGAAGGUGUCUGUUAUGGCAGCCCGCCUAUGAAAAUACCUGAGGAAAACACUGUUCCCUUUUUAUAUGUUUACUUGUUUAUUUAUUCUGGAGUCCUCACGGACUAAACUGAAGCAAACUGGUACCACAGAAUAGGACAGGAGUCUAUGUAUUUAUUAAUAACAGCAUGUUGGGAGUGAGUGUACUUAAAGGAACUGCUAUUCAGCUUACUGGUAGGACAAUAAAGAGACCCAAGAUGGUUUAUUUUUUACAUAUCCAUAAUCAACGUUUCAGUGAAAGUGCUGAUUUUAUCCAUUUUUAGCUAAUUUUCCACCGCAGUCCCUGGGCAGGUUAUUCAAAACAAUAACAAUACAGACAAUCAUUGAGCAGUAAACACACGCAGAGCAACACGUAGCAUGCAGACAGAGCAAUAGCACAAAAAGCAACAAAAUACAUAAUAGCAACAAAGUGUUUUCACACCUCAAAAGCUACAAAUAACAUGGAAAGCAGCCAUACACAGCUAGUGAUUAUGUUCACAAGUGUGAUUGGCCUUGAGCAAUGUCUUCAUGUUUUUUGUGAAGUUGCGAUAGGUGCAGUUGUGUGUGUCUGAUUGCAGUGUAUUCCAGACAUGGGAAGCUCUCACAGAAAAAGCAGAUUGACGAAAGGUGUUUUUCCUUCAACUGUAGUCACCUCUCAUGGGUUUGGGUUUUCUGAAUGAACAAAAGUCCUGAGUGGAGGGGGAGCCAGGCCAUUUAGGAUCUUGAAUACAAGACGUGUCGUUGUAUUGCACAAGAUUUUUCCAACUCAGGAGCUCAUGCUUUCUGAGGAUGUGACAGUGAUGAUGGCAAUUGGGCUUCCUAUGAAGCACUUUGAGAGGCUGUUUGUAGAUAGACAAUGGGUUUUAAUGUUGUACAGCAAGCUUGGGCCCAACUAGUCAAGCAGUAUGUUAAGUGGGGGAGUAUCAUAGCACAGUUUUGCUACCUCAGUAGUCACAAUUUCAUAUGAAUUGGAAAAUAGCUAGGUUGAGUUACCUUUUUCACCUGCUUUUUAAAUGAGAUUUUGGAAUCAAGUAUGAUGCCAAUGUACUUAAAAUCGGACACCACUUGGAGCUUCUCCCGACACAGACAUCUGGUUCAGUAGCAUCAGUUGCCCUCUUUGUGAAGAACAUGCAGACUGUUUUUUUUCUUCACAUUGAGAUGCAAACAUGAGUCACUGAGCCACUUUGUAACCUGGACCAUUACAGUAGUGAGUUCUUGUGCAGCUUGUUGUUUGCAGGCACAUAUCACUAUAUCAUCUGCAUACAUUUGAACUUCAGACCAAGUACAGACAGAAGGCAGAUCAUUAAUGUACAGGCUGAAUAGGAGGAGCCCCAGUAUCGAACCUUGGGGCAUGCCCACAUCAUAAUGUGGGCGACAGCUCAUUGCUAACUGACUGACACACUUCGUUCUGUCUUCAAGGUAUACUUUCAUCCACCUCAUUCUUGUCUAUAUUUACAAAUUCCUGGGUCUGUCUGAGUGAAAGUGGACCUAUUGGUGAAUGUGAUGAAAGUGAUUAUCUUGAUAUGAAUAUGGUGCUUAUUACCUAUUGAUGAGGAACAAUGGCCCAGAAUUAUACAUUCAGAGCUUGAUGGUGUUUGGAGUUGUAUUGAUGUUAAAAAUGUAUAAUGUUGGCCUCUCUCUCCCCUGAUUAUUGAGAGCCUGUUCUGUUCUGCUGGGAAAUUUAACCCACCUGCUGUCUGUGUUUGGUAGACGUAUUUGCAAAGCCAAGUGAUGCCCAACAGAGCUGUGUGUGUUUUCAGCUGAGCUUCUGUAUUGGCAAUUUUCCAGCUGGCAUUUGGUUACUUUUCAACAAACGAAAAAAUAACUGCUUCCAUUAAAGAUGUUGAAAGAAAUUGUAUGACUGUCCUCUCCUCAUCGUUUGUUUAAAACAUUUUGACCUAUUGAGCAUUUCAUUAAAAUGCUUUUGAAAAGUGUAUUUUUGUAAUAAAAUCUUUAUUAAGCAGUUAUUUGUUGGAAUAAAAUGCCAUCUACCUUUGUUACUAAGACAAAAGCCAGCAGACUUAGAGCUGUUUUGGCACAGUUUUCCAGAACUGAGAUGGUACUCAUAUCAAUAUGUAUACACCUAUACUUAUUGGUACUGUAUAUCUGUAAUUUAGGAAUAAAUAGUAUUAUUCUACUACUGUAAGCUAUAUAACAACAUUGUCUCAGCGGGCCUAAUAUGACAGUUAAAUCUGGUCUCCCAUUAUAACCUGGUCGUGUUGACUGUUAACUGUUUCCACCAUCUGUGACUGAGCAUCAGCUCGCACUGGUGGUCACGGUGUAGGGGAAAUUCCAGGACGGGAUUGGUCGGAUUCCAGGAUGGAUGAGGUCAUGGAUAAUGUCAUCGUGGCCCUUGACAGACAGAGACGAUUAAAUGGGCCUUUUCGACAGACGUAGCUCCCUGACAGAGGAAGAGGAGAUUGUUACAUUUUUUAUAGGGCUGUCAAACGAUAAAUGCAAUCGGAUUAAUCGCAGGAUUUGCUGUUAUUAAUCCCGAUUUAUUGCAAAUUCAGAAUUUGCUUAAAAGUAAGCUGUAAUUUAAGAUUGAAAAUCAUUGCAAUCAUUUGUCUUGAUUUGAUCCAAAAUCAGGUAAAUUGAUAAAGCACACUUUAUUUAACCUCAACGUCAACUGUUUUUAGCUCUAAAUGAUGUUUAGUGUAUUUCAAAUGCUUUCAGACAAUACGAUUAUUCACGGCAAAAAAAUAUGUUGCACUAAAAUUACAUAAAAGGUUAACUCAAGUUGAUUGGUUAACUCUGACUGCCCUAUUUUUUUGUUAACCAUAAUUGCCUUAGUAUUUACUGAAGAUUACAAAGUAAAUGGUUAUUAUGUAGUAAUUGCUGGGGAAAGGAAUAGGACACAUCAUUGAGGUAUUGUACGAGUCAUCUUUAAGGUAAUAAAUGAUUGUUUUCCAUUACUAUGCUCUUUGGCAAUGAAAUGUUAUUGCCAACAAAAUGCACAAUAAAGAACUCACCUCUCCUGUG
Molecule: messenger RNA, 4478 nt
Organism: Oncorhynchus kisutch (coho salmon)
Lineage: Eukaryota; Metazoa; Chordata; Actinopteri; Salmoniformes; Salmonidae
Product: beta-1,3-galactosyltransferase 6-like
Exons: 3
Coding region: 315-1334 (339 amino acids)
Biological process (GO): protein O-linked glycosylation; glycosaminoglycan biosynthetic process
Cellular component (GO): Golgi membrane
Molecular function (GO): galactosylxylosylprotein 3-beta-galactosyltransferase activity
Source: RefSeq, a predicted model, not a curated record